This is a messenger RNA of Halichondria panicea, 2104 nucleotides long. RefSeq names its product signal recognition particle subunit SRP72-like. The coding region runs from base 72 to 1949 and encodes 625 amino acids. Gene Ontology annotation, biological process: SRP-dependent cotranslational protein targeting to membrane. The transcript is spliced from 5 exons. Gene Ontology annotation, molecular function: 7S RNA binding; protein binding; ribosome binding. Lineage: Eukaryota; Metazoa; Porifera; Demospongiae; Suberitida; Halichondriidae. The record is from RefSeq and is a predicted model, not a curated record. Gene Ontology annotation, cellular component: signal recognition particle, endoplasmic reticulum targeting.
CACAACUAAGUAGUUACUGAGUUCGCCCACGACACGUGGUAAUUUGUGGGCGGGGCUAUUGAAUCAUCAAGAUGGCUACAAAGGAACAGAACUUGUCCAAGCUCUUCACACAGCUACAGGUGUGUGGAGAGGAUGGUGAAUAUAGCAAGGGACUCAAAUUGACGGAAACCAUUCUCUCGCUAGCUCCCGAGGAUUCUGAUGCUCUCCACUUUAGAGUAUCGUGUUUAAUUCAUCUCUCCAAGUUCAGUGAUGCCUUGCAGCUCCUCCGGCAACUCAAGGAUGUUGAUUUUGAGAAGGCGUAUUGUUUGUAUCGACUGGAUAGACUGACAGAGAGUCAUGACCUCCUCCUCACUCUCCCCUCUAGUGUGUGUGUGAGGGAUCUCAGAGCUCAGAUACUCUACAAGCAAGGAGACUAUUCUGAAGCAGCUGCACUGUACAACACGUUGUGCCAGGAGGUGGGUGAUGAUUUCAGUAGUGAUCGUGACUCUAAUCGUCUAGCUGCCAUGGUUACGGGUGGUGUACCCAAUGGAGUGAGUCCUAACACAAUGGAACAAUACUUUAAUUUGGCCUGUUGUUUGUUGGAGUGUGGUUGCUAUGACGAAGCGUAUGAUAGCUUGCACAAGUGUGAGGGUGUGGGAAGGAGCUCUCUAGCAGAGGAGGGAUGUUCUGAGGAGGAGAUUACAGAAGAGCUGUGUGUAGUGAGUGUACAACAAGGUUACGCUCUGCAGAUGUUAGGGAGGUAUAAAGAAGCUUUAGACCAUUACAGCAUUGUCCUCAAGACAAGACCUACUGACGUGUCUCAAACUGUGGUAGCCUCCAACAACAUCAUUGCCCUCAGACGUGAUAAAGAUGUGUUCGAUUCUAAAAAGAAGAUGAAAGUGUUAGUCGCUGAAGGAUCUUCAAAACGACUCACUCAAAACCAAAAGUUGAGUAUUCUUUACAAUCGAGCUUUGUUUGCACUUGGAACUAACCAACUAGACGCUUGCCAUGAUCUGAUUGGUCAACUCGAGUCCACAUCUCCCGACAGCCCCUUAACCACACUAGCUAGAGCAGCACUGUGUGCAAGAAGGGGGCGUGGUCAAGAGGGUAUUAAUGUGUUGCGACAACACAAGUCCCCUGGUGUGAAUGUCAGUCUCUCCUUGGCUCAGCUCUACUUGAAUGAUGGACAACCACACAGAGCUCUGGAAGUUAUCACUGCAAUGCCACAACUAUCAAGGCAUAUUGGACUAGUGUCUGGAGCUGUGGGUCUAGCCUCAUCUCUUGGACACACAGACACAGCUAAUGGGUUAUUGGACAAAGCCUUGAGUGUCUGGAGAGAAGUAGGAGGACCCACUCUACACCAGCUCAUGUUAGAAGCAGCUACCUACAAACUAACCCACUCUCUUCCGUCAGAAGCAGCCAAAGUACUGGAGGAGCUCCACUCAUUGAAACCUCAUGACAUCAAGGUGACUGCUCUUCUCAUCUCUGCCUACUCUCGGUACAGUCCUAAACUAGCAGAGGAUUUGAGUGCAUCUCUAGGACCCUCAACCAUCACUACUCCAGUGGACGUGGACAAUCUCGAGCACAUGCCUAGUUUCAGACAUUCAAGACGUGCGGUAGUCAAGGAAACCAACAACAACAGCAAAGCUCCUCUCAUCAAGACACCACGCAAGAAGAAGCGCAAACCAAGACUCCCCACAACCUUUGACCCCAACUCCCCUAUUGACAAGGAAAGAUGGCUGCCAUUGAGAGAGAGGUCAUAUUUCCGGAGAGGCAAGAAGAAAGGUUUCAUAGGUUCAGGCCGUGGUUCACAAGGAGUCACUACUGCCAGUGCUUCACUAAUGGCCGCCCUCGAUGCUAACAAACCAAAGCCCUCCACUGAUACAGGUGCUGAGUCAGCAAGUCCCAAAGUGAAACCAACUCCUAUAUCAAUGAAAAAGAAGCCAAAGAAAAAGAAGUCCAAGUGGUGACUAAAAACUUAUAGUGAAGUAAUGACAAUUAAUUAGUGAAUCAGUGAACAGUCAAUCAAUAUAAUUAUUAUGGUUCUAAUAUUAACAACAAGCAUUAUUUUUGUUUGUUUGUGACGAUGGUUGUUCUUUGUCUAUCACAAUUGGAUCUGUAUUAA